Spirodela intermedia is the source of this 336-nucleotide messenger RNA. The record is from the annotation of a GenBank genome assembly. Lineage: Eukaryota; Viridiplantae; Streptophyta; Magnoliopsida; Alismatales; Araceae.
AUGAGGAAGGCGGAAGGAGUAGAAGUUGAUAAGGAGAAGAUAUCUGCCAUGACUAAUUGGCCGAUUCCUAGAAAUCUUAAUGAACUCCGUGACUUCCUAGGGCUCAUUGGAUAUUAUAGAAAAUUUAUUGCCAACUAUGCUUCAAUUGCAUGGCCACUAACGGAAUUGUUAAGAAAGGAUGCAUUCAAUUGGUCAGGAGAAGCACAAGCCGCUUUUUCUAGCCUUAAACAAGCAAUGACUAUGGCUUCAGUAUUAACAUCAAAAAAUUUUUUACAAGAAUUUAUUGUGGAAACCAAUGCUUUUGGAUCAUUCUCAUGCAACAAGGGUGCCCAAUAG